Molecule: messenger RNA, 213 nt
Organism: Rotaria sp. Silwood1
Lineage: Eukaryota; Metazoa; Rotifera; Eurotatoria; Philodinida; Philodinidae
Source: the annotation of a GenBank genome assembly
AUGCUUGAAUCUAUAGCUAAACCUAAUGAUUAUGUUGUUAUUAAACUUGAUAUUGAUAAACCAUCAUUAGAAAGUGCCUUAAUGAAACAAUUAUUAGAUGAAUUAUUUUUUGAAAAACAUGUUUCUAAUAAUUCAACAUCGAAAAAAGAUGAACUAAAAGAUUUCUACGACUUAUUUACAAAACUAGGAGAGUAUGGUAUUCGAAUGCAUUGA